Messenger RNA from Neurospora hispaniola, 807 nucleotides. RefSeq lists its product as uncharacterized. Bases 1 to 807 code for a protein of 268 amino acids. The transcript is spliced from 2 exons. The record is from RefSeq and is a predicted model, not a curated record. Lineage: Eukaryota; Fungi; Ascomycota; Sordariomycetes; Sordariales; Sordariaceae.
AUGCCUCCUCAAACAUUAGUGGCAACAACGGGGCCGACGGCAGUUACUCCUCUCGCCAAGUUGGUGGUCACCUCUUUCCCUCGCAUCCCGCUGACGACUCAGUUCGACCUGCCGGAUGACUGCUACGGCGUCCAGUCGGACGAUGUCUAUCUCAUCGAUCAACAUACGAGCUGCCUUCCGAGUGGUUGGUCUCCAGCCGAAACCGCUUUUUUCUCACCUGGUCUGAUAUGCCCGGAGGGCUACACCAGCGCAUGCCAUGACAACGGCGGAGUUUCAACGAUCACGACGGUAACCUGUUGCCCACAGCGCGGAGAUGUCGCACUUCAGUGCGUCGUUGAACCCACGGAGCUCGCCUCAUCAUUGAGCAACUAUUAUUGCAGAUGGGAGGCACCGGCGGCAGGUUUCACUACCGAUGUUACAAAAUCGCCAAACGGCAAGACAAUUACAGAACACGUGACGCUUAAAAGCCCCGAUGCUUUAAACGGCUACGGUGUUCGCAUGGUUUACCAGUCAACCGAUAAGUUGACGACCGGCAUGACCGGCACCCCAACGGCUAACGAGACAUCGGAAGCGACCUUUGCAAAGAGCACUGCUUCUUCUUCUGCUUCUUCGUCUGCUACUUCAGUGUCCGGUUCCUCAAACACGGCCAUUUCAACGACGGCCGUUGUGGUAAUCGCCUUAUCCCACAGUCAUCCGUAUCGACUUCUGACCGCAUUCCACAUGCGAGCAUGCAAAGUUCAACGUGGCAUCCGAUGCCGCCUUCACCGCUAUCACAGGGCCCCUUUCCUUAUCCUGUUAGCAAGUUGA